This is a messenger RNA of Thalassophryne amazonica, 1040 nucleotides long. RefSeq names its product homeobox protein otx5-like. The record is from RefSeq and is a predicted model, not a curated record. Gene Ontology annotation, molecular function: DNA-binding transcription factor activity, RNA polymerase II-specific; RNA polymerase II cis-regulatory region sequence-specific DNA binding. NCBI's taxonomy places the organism in Eukaryota, Metazoa, Chordata, Actinopteri, Batrachoidiformes, Batrachoididae. Gene Ontology annotation, cellular component: nucleus. Gene Ontology annotation, biological process: multicellular organism development; regulation of transcription by RNA polymerase II.
AUGAUGUCCUACAAACAGCCACAUUACGCAGUGAACGGGUUAACGCUGUCCGGCCCGGGCAUGGAUCUGCUCCACACCGCCGCCGUCGGAUAUCCCAGUACUCCACGUAAGCAGCGCCGCGAGCGCACCACUUUUACACGUGCACAGCUGGACAUCCUGGAGGCUCUAUUUGCCAAAACCCGAUAUCCGGACAUCUUCAUGAGGGAGGAGGUUGCCCUCAAAAUCAACCUGCCUGAGUCCCGGGUCCAGGUCUGGUUCAAGAACCGUCGUGCCAAGUGCCGCCAGCAGCAGCAACAGAGCACAGGUCAGACCAAGCCACGGCCCCCCAAAAAGAAGGCUUCCCCGGCCCGAGAGGCAAACACUGAGGCUGCUGCCAACGCCACCAAUGGACCCUACAGCCCCCCACCCCCUCCUCCAGGCACAGCCAUCACCCCCAGCUCCAGCUCCGCAAGUGCCACCGUGUCCAUCUGGAGCCCCGCCUCCAUCUCCCCGCUACCAGACCCCCUGUCUGCCUCCACCACCCCCUGCAUGCAGCGUGCUACGACCUACCCCAUGACCUACACCCAGGCCCCGGCCUACAGCCAGAGCUACGGAGGCUCCUCCUCCUACUUCACAGGCCUUGACUGCAGUUCCUAUCUGUCCCCCAUGCACCCGCAGCUGUCCAGCACCGGAGGCGCCCUGAGCCCCAUCACGGCCUCCUCCAUGGGGGUGCCCCUCAGUCAGUCCCCUGCUUCGCUCUCCUCCCAGGGCUACACAGCCGCUUCACUGGGCUUUGGAGCCGUCGACUGUCUGGACUACAAGGACCAAGCUGCCUGGAAGCUCAAUUUUAAUACCACUGACUGUCUGGACUACAAAGACCAGAACUCCUGGAAAUUCCAGGUUUUAUAAAUAGGGAGCGGGAUGUUGGGGGGGGGGGGGGGGGGGGGGCAGUGAAGAGCAGAAUCAAACCCUAAGAUUCACAUUCAUUCAGAAGAACUCAAGGCAGAAGAAUCAAUAAAUCAUGAGCCUUAGGACAAAUCAAAUAAAAGAACUGCUUCAGU